Klebsormidium nitens is the source of this 1782-nucleotide messenger RNA. The record is from the annotation of a GenBank genome assembly. NCBI's taxonomy places the organism in Eukaryota, Viridiplantae, Streptophyta, Klebsormidiophyceae, Klebsormidiales, Klebsormidiaceae.
AUGGCACCCAGCACGAGGUCCCAGCGGAGCAGGGGUCGGACCUCGUUCCCGUGGAUGGAGCUAGACUUCGACAUGCGGAGCGUCGUCAUCUCGAAGGUCGCCCCGGAUGAUCUCUUCAGCCUCAUCGUCGCCAUCACGUUCCCGGGAACGCUCCCGCCGGCAGGAAGCCCCUUCGCGGACUCAUUCCGCGACGAGGCGCACGCCCACAGGUUCCUGACCUCCGGGGCCUGCGAGGGAUCCGACAUCGUCGCCUCCGCCGGGUACUUCGACUUCGAGGCUCGGUGCGCCGCCCUGUGGGAGCGAUCGCCGGAGACGCUGACCGCAUCCUUCCACCGAGAAUCCACGGCCGGCUACGCGAGGAAGCCCAGCAGGGACGUGAUGCGGCUGGCGGAGCUCGGGUCGUUCAAGCGGCGGUGCGCGUUGCUGCCCUCCCACAUCCGCGAGCGGGAUGCGUACGAGACCCUCUACGCCUCCUCCGGACCGCGAGCACCGAUCGAUCUGACGCAAGACUGGCGACGGGGCUUUCUCAGCGUCUGCCGGGACGUCGAGAUCAGGUUCACCUUCUACCUGACCCGGCAGCAGCUGGCCUACGCAGAGUACCAGAACGGGAUGAUCUGCAGCGCCAUCGGCGAACCGUCUCGCGAAGGUUCCGCGACCGUCUCCUUCUCGUUCUCGGGAGAUUGCUGCCGCUUCUGCCGCGACGCACGGUGGGCGAUGUCGCGACGGUCUCCGACGGCCCCAUCCACCCACGCGUCCUUCAGGUCCGAGCACGCGCACGUCUUCGACGCAUCGAGAGGCGCCACGUGCCGCGUCAGGGACGAUGAACUGAGGGUGGUGCGGGUGACGGAGAGGGGGCUGGUGUGCGGCGAGAGCGGUUGGGGCGCGUUCGAGAAGGCGGCGUGCGGGUACUUCGAGCCCAGAACGGACGUCGUGGAGGGCACCCACGUCGACGCUCCACCGGCACCCCACCCCGCCCUGCAUCCCUUCCGAACCUGGAAGACCGUGUCUCACGACCUGGAAGCGGUGAUGGAGGUCUUCGUCGCCGGGAGCGAGAGGCCAGUGAUCCGUCGAACCAGCGCGGAACCAUACGGCCUGGCGUGUCGCGAAGGGUCCGAGGGGCCCGACGAGUACAAGGUGUACGACUGGGACGGCAUCCUGCGGCUGAUGCUGAAGGUGGACUCGGGGGAUCACGAAGACGCGUGGGAAUACAACGGCGUCUCCUUCUCGCUCGGCUUCCGGGCCCCCGGUCGCCGGCGUCCGGCGAAGUCGGCGAGGCCGUCCGUCGCGGAGACGAUCGAACAAGAGGAAGCCUGGUUCUUGAGGAGCGGCACGACGGCACCCACGCUCGAGUUCCUGAAACGGCUGCUUGCCAUACUCAAAGACGUCACCUCCAUGACCGUGCGUUGUCUGUGCAUGAUGAGACCCAUGCAUGAGGACUGGAUCGCCGUCCGCAUAUCGCCCUUCGAUGACGCCAUCCUGUCCUCCGACAAUGCAUCGUCCGGUGCGACCAUCGUCCUCGCAUACGAAAACUGGCAGCGUUCGGCCCGAACCGUAUCUCUCGUAGCCGAUCACAUCUUUGGUGCGGUGUGCGAAGCGCAGCCUCCGAUCGGGCGUCUCGACAGACUGGACGUGCGCUUCACGAAGUUCGGAGGAGCUACGCUUUCUCAUGCGGACUUCAUCGAUGAUGACGGUGUGCUAGUAGACGGGUGGGACCGACACAGCCUGUUCUUGGAGUUCACGACGAAUGACGGUAAUACGUGUCGGGUCCAUGGGCGCACGUGA